This is a messenger RNA of Pimephales promelas (fathead minnow), 4145 nucleotides long. NCBI's taxonomy places the organism in Eukaryota, Metazoa, Chordata, Actinopteri, Cypriniformes, Leuciscidae. The record is from RefSeq and is a predicted model, not a curated record.
AAACAAGAAAAACAAACGAGCCCAUGGAGGAGUGAGCUGUAAAGUUCUGGCCCCGCAUCCGAUGGCUCGGAUGCUUUGUCCUGGUCAACGGGACACGUAAAGCGGGUUUUAUCGAGCGGUAUUUUCGGGCACAUAGAGAGGCCGAUGUGCGGAGUGGCAGCGUCGGUGUGGAGUGAGCGCUGCGCGGAGGGGAGAUCCAGCGCAAGCCAGCAAGCGGCCUAACUAACACACAGCCAGCGCUUUUAUGUCGAUGGGACACCCUUAAUUGCACUUUUCAGAGAAUCUUGGGCGUAUUCCCCAUCUGAAUGACAACAUUUACCGUCGUUUGGCAUGUCUGACAUACUUUAAUCGGAGCCUCUUAGCCGCCUGGCUAACGGAUUAGAUUGACACUUUGGUUAGCUCGUUAGCCGCUAAACAAGUUUUUAAAGUGAUUUAACAUACCUAUAUUUGUGUAAUGCAGGCCGCGUCGAAGGAAGGGGUGACGCUUCAGCUAACGUUACCGUUUUUAUUCUGAAACGGUUCGGUUGUGAAGUUUUAAGACUGUAAAAUCAGUUGUUUGUGUUUUUAAUGAUUAGCUGGCUAGCGAGCUAGCGAUGUCAAUGCCCUCCGCCGAUAUGCUGGAAACACCGCCUAUGUACCCUUUUGAGGAGAUAGAAUAUGCUGAUAUUGAGGUGGAAGAGGUGGUGGGCAGAGGGGCGUUUGGUGUUGUGUGCAAGGCCAAGUGGAAAGGCAGAGAUGUGGCCAUCAAGACUAUUGAAAGUGAAUCAGAGAGAAAUGCCUUCAUUGUUGAGCUUCGCCAGUUGUCUCGUGUAAAUCAUCCCAACAUUGUGAAGCUGUAUGGUUCCUGCAGUAACCCUGUAUGUCUGGUGAUGGAAUAUGCAGAGGGGGGUUCAUUGUAUAAUGUGUUGCACGGUGCAGAGCCGCUCCCUCACUACACUGCAUCUCAUGCCAUGAGCUGGUGCCUGCAGUGUUCUCAGGGGGUCUCGUAUCUCCACGGAAUGAAACCAAAGGCUCUCAUUCACAGGGACCUCAAACCUCCCAAUCUGCUUCUGGUUGCUGGAGGUACUGUACUGAAGAUCUGUGACUUCGGGACAGCAUGUGACAUCCAGACACACAUGACUAACAACAAGGGAAGCGCAGCCUGGAUGGCCCCAGAGGUGUUUGAAGGCAGUAACUACAGUGAGAAGUGUGACGUGUUCAGUUGGGGUAUCAUUCUCUGGGAGGUGAUCACACGUCGGAAGCCCUUCGAUGAAAUUGGUGGCCCUGCUUUCCGCAUCAUGUGGGCUGUGCACCGCGGCACGCGACCACCUCUCAUAAAGAACUUACCAAAGCCCAUAGAGAGUCUGAUGAAUCGUUGCUGGUCCAAAGACCCAUCGCAGCGGCCUUCCAUGGAGGAGAUAGUGAAGAUUAUGAGCCACCUCAUGAGGUAUUUCCCAGGAUCAGAAGAGCCUCUUCAGUACCCAUAUCAGUAUUCAGAUGAAGGCCAGAGUAACUCUGCCACCAGCACAGGCUCAUAUAUAGAUUAUACAUGUACCAGCAACAAGAACGACAUCAACAUGGAGCACACCAACUCCCCUGGCAGCAACGAUACCAUCAAGUUCCCAUAUAAACCAAAGGGCGACCCCUUAAGGCCCGGCCACCCCCUCUCCAGAGGCAGCAGCGUAGAGAGUCUUUCUGGCCGGUCACAUUGUCUCGCUUCAUCCGACAGCAAACGAAUGAGUGCCGAUCUCUCCGAACUGGAGCACAGAUUACCCUUUGCUCCCGCAGCACGUCCACAAUAUAAGCGAGGUCACCGUAAAACGGCAUCACAUGGCACCAUUCUGGAUAUUCCCAAGAUCAUCAUCACAGCGACCUGUGAGCCUCAUAGACGCAGAUCAGUGCAGGAUCUUCCUGCCAUUGGUACAGAAUCCAGUCAGGAUAGCAGAAACAACAGCAGAUCAUCCAGCCCCAGUGUGAGGAUGAUUACGCCAGACAGGACAGACACCAAUGGCUCAGAUAACUCCAUCCCCAUGGCCUACCUGACCCUGGACCAUCAGUUACAGCCUCUGGCCCCCUGUCCAAACUCCAAAGAAUCAAUGGCAGUGUUUGAGCAGCACUGUAAGAUGGCACAGGAGUACCUGAAGGUGCAGACUGAGAUCGCUCUUCUCAUACAGAGGAAGAAAGAGCUGAUAGCAGAACUGGAUCAAGACGAGAAGGAUCAGCAGAACGCAUGUCGCCUCGCUCAGGAGCACAAGAAGCUCUUAGAGGAGAACAAGAGUCUGUCCACCUACUACCAGCAGUGCAAGAAGCAACUGGAGCUGAUCCGAGCGCAGCAGCAAAAGAGACAGGGCACCUCGUGAACCCCUUUCAUUAUGGCUGACUCGUAUAAUCAGGAGUCCCCAUUAUCUCGUCCACCCCGAUCCAAACAUUGGGGUUAGCUAUAGUUUGGCCCAGAAACCCCCUUAUUCUGCCUAAAACCAACCCACCCCGGCCACCCAUGCUCAUAUGUGCCCAUAAAACCUGAAGAUGGUAACUGUAUGACCUAUACUCCACAGUGACCAUGGGCCAUUUCCGCCCCAUGCAAACGGUUCUGAGACCCUGCGCUCCUCGACUGCACAAGCAUGCUGCGUUGCAUGUACCCGUGAGUCUGCGGCAGGAUAUACAAUAGCAGGGACACGAUUAAAGCCCGGUGGGUGUAAAACACAACCGUUGGCCGUGAUACAUGCAGAAAUCAAGUCUAAACUAGCCAGCAAACAGAGUGUGUCUGCAAACGCGUUUGGGGAACCCGGCAUCUUAUCCCAGGGAUUUUAAAGAGAGGAUGUAAAAGGAACAGAGAUCUCUUGGAAUGUCACUUUUUUUUUUUCUUUCUUCUUCCUCUAACCAUCCCAGAGUUCUCUGUGGGGUUUGCCUAAUUCCUCUCGAUUAGGUGUCGGUCCUUAAGAAUGUGAAAGCAAAGUGGCUUUAAGUUGUAUACAAAAGCUAAUUUUAUCAUUUUUAAAUGUAGGUUUUUAUUUAGCUACAUUCACUUUGUGUAAUUUUUUAUUUGAACCCCUAUUAGGCAAAAAAAAAAAAAAAAAGUGCUACAGGUGUUCCCUCUUUUUUUAAUUGUCUGCCCUAAAAAGUGUUAUAAUGUAUUGAUUUGAAAUCGGGGGAUGUAUUUUACAUAUGCCUUGCAUGUCGACCUUGUGUUUAUGGACAACCGCGGGUCGAUCUGUGUGUAUGUGCGGCCUCACAAGAAAAAUGCUGUUUGUAAUCCGCUUCCUUUAUUAUAGCGCUCCAAAAUCAUCGCUCUAAAAGAGACCGAAACAAAUGGACUUGAGUGUAUGUGAUUGUGAGUACAAACAUUUUAAUCAUGACUACAGUAUUCUUGUUUCUUUGCUCUGUUGUGUAUCUUUAUCUAACUUUGUAUGGUAAUUUAUCCAGGGUUUUCAGAGAUCCGCUUCAUAGUUUUUUGUUGUAAGUGUGGGAAAGACGCUCUUUCUCUGAGCUUGAUUUAUGUAUUUUUAGUUCACAUGAUGCCUUAGAGUUGAAUUGUUUGCGUUUUACUUGACUUUUUGGCAACGAGACCGCUCACACAUGCCGUGAUUUAAUGCAAUUACGAGUUUAGAAACAUGAAUGAGAGUUUUAAAGGGCUUGCGAAUGCAACCUGAAAUCUGAUGGGUCUGUAUGAUCUUGUCAAUAUGCUGCAGAAAUCAUGAACUCAAGAUGCGGGCAGUCAACACACUCUGGUUCUUUUUAGUUAGGUUUCUUGUUCUUACCACUAGUUUUUCAUCCCUGUACUUCAUUUAAGAUUUUGAAAGAAAAAUCAGCCGUAUUGUUACAUAGUAUGAAUUCCUUUUUAGAUAUCACACUUUGUUUACUUCGUUUUCCCCAACACACCCUCCUCCCAGGUUUUUGCACAAUCCCGACUGGUUAUCACUGAUUACAUAUAUACCGAGGAAAUCUUGAGCAGGGUAAAGACACAUUUGGAUGUUCAAGAUCUUUAAGCAAGUUUCUGCAAAUCUUUGUUUAACAGGAAAGUGGUGUUAUUAUUUUUUUCUUCCGAGUUCAAUGAUGAGUUUCUGUACUAUGUGCUGUAAAUAAGAUGUCUGAUUUCUUAAGCUGUUGGGAACGGGAAUACACAGGUGAAGGUCGCAUCUUGAAAUAAAUGGAACAGGUAAACAUCA